AUGGUGGACGAGGUGAAUGCCAUAAUGAAGACCCCUUGCUUCGCGGCUACGCUGCUGCACGGCUUCGCGGCUGCACAGCUGCUCGGCUGCGGGAAAAGGGGAACGGGGGUAGAAGUGCAGAUGCGGGGCGACGGGCGGCGGCCCGACGAGAAGUUGCGGGGCGACGGGCGGCGGCCCGACGAGAAGCUGCGGGGCGACGGGCGGCGGCCCGACGAGAAGCUGCGGGGCGACGGGCGGCGGCCCGACGAGAAGCUGCGGGGCGACGGGCGGCGGCCCGACGAGAAGCUGCGGGGCGACGGGCGGCGGCCCGACGAGAAGCUGCGGGGCGACGGGCGGCGGCCCGACGAGAAGCUGCGGGGCGACGGGCGGCGGCCCGACGAGAAGAGGUGA
Molecule: messenger RNA, 390 nt
Organism: Closterium sp. Naga37s-1
Lineage: Eukaryota; Viridiplantae; Streptophyta; Zygnematophyceae; Desmidiales; Closteriaceae
Source: the annotation of a GenBank genome assembly